Pangasianodon hypophthalmus (striped catfish) is the source of this 1116-nucleotide messenger RNA. Its product is annotated as fractalkine-like. Gene Ontology annotation, molecular function: CCR chemokine receptor binding; chemokine activity. NCBI's taxonomy places the organism in Eukaryota, Metazoa, Chordata, Actinopteri, Siluriformes, Pangasiidae. The record is from RefSeq and is a predicted model, not a curated record. Gene Ontology annotation, biological process: neutrophil chemotaxis; immune response; chemokine-mediated signaling pathway. Gene Ontology annotation, cellular component: extracellular region. The transcript has 10 exons. The coding region runs from base 111 to 728 and encodes 205 amino acids.
CCAAACCACACUCUCCCAUUCCUCUCAUAAGUUGAGUGCUGAGGUGAUACCUGCAUUAAUACGAUUGUGUUCACAUCACCAUCACCAUCAUCAUCAUCACCAUCAACACCAUGUCCUCUCGUUUUCUCCUGCUGGUUCUGCUGGUUCUCUUCUACCUUCAGUUCUUCACAACUGCCAACAAUGCAAUGGCACUAUAUGAAUGCUGUUUCAAAUACCAGACACAUCCAAUCCAUGCAAGACUCAUUACAGGGUAUAAAGAAACAGACCGGCGUCAGUGUCCAAAACCUGGAGUCAUUUUUACGCUAAAGCGCAGUCGCCAUAUGUGUGCAGAUCCCAGCGAUAAGUGGGUGCAGAACAUCAUGAAAAGAAUUGACAAGGGCUCGUUUAGAAGACGGGUCCAACCUGAAGAGCCUGACAAUCCAGUUCCUCCUCCCUCAACCUGGAAAAACAAGCCUGACAACCCAGUUCCUCCUCCUGUACUCAGUAGAAACAAGCCUGUUACUAUUACCGAGCCAGUUUCUACUGCCUCAACCAAUAUAGAACAGCCUGACAACCCAGUUCCUUCUCCCUCAACCAGUAGAAACAAGCCUGACAAUCCAGUUUCUACUGCCUCAACCAAUACAGAACAGCCUGUUACUACUACCGAGCCAGUUUCUACUGCCUUAUCCAAUACAGAACAGUCUGACAAGACACAUUCUCCUGCCUCAUCAAAUAUUGUACGUAAUUGAAUUAAUCAUACAGUGCAGACAGUUUCUGUUUGCAUUUUAGUAUUUUUAUUAGUGUCCCUUAUAGUGUCAUUUAUUAUAUUCUAUUAUCUAUAGCUGUAGGGGAAUCUCUGUGGUUGUAAAGUUUUAGUAUUAUAUGGUAUUUUCUACAAUGGUGGUAUAGUGUUAGUAUAGAAAUAUCUGUAGUGGUAUAGUGUUAGUAUAGGAGUAUGUAUAGUGGUAUAUUGUUAGUAUAGGAGUAUCUACAGUGGCAUAGUGUUAGUAUAGGAGUAUGUAUAGUGGUAUAGUGUUAGUAUAAGAGUAUGUACAGUGGUAUAGUGUUAGUAUAGGAGUAUGUAUAGUGGUAUAGUGUUAGUAUAGGAGUAUGUAUAGUGGUAUAGUGUUAGUAUAA